Molecule: messenger RNA, 5767 nt
Organism: Plectropomus leopardus (leopard coralgrouper)
Lineage: Eukaryota; Metazoa; Chordata; Actinopteri; Perciformes; Serranidae
Gene: atxn1l
Product: ataxin 1 like
Biological process (GO): anatomical structure development; regulation of DNA-templated transcription
Cellular component (GO): nucleus
Molecular function (GO): protein binding; RNA binding
Source: RefSeq, a predicted model, not a curated record
GGCUCGACUCCUUAGCCUUGAUUUCUUCAAUUGUCCCUUUCGCAUAUCAACUUUUUUUUAUGAAGAAAAGCCUGUUCGCGAUGACAUUUGGAGGUGAAUCGGCAGACGAGGUCAGCCAGGUGAUUUCAGAACUGGUUCCUGUGCGGGCUGACUGGCUUGCAAGUUUCUGUUCCUGUGCAGUACAGUAAAAGCUAUUUGCUUGGUCAGAGGAUUGCAAUGAAACCAGCUCAGGAGCGAAACCAGGAGUGCCUGCCUCCUAAGAAGAGAGACCUCCUAGUUAGCAACAGCAGUGGAGCUGGAGGGACAGGAGCAGGUGGGGCUGCAGGAGGAGGAGGAGGAGGAGGUGGCGGUGGCGGCGGCAGUGGAGGUGGCAGUAGUGCUGGUGGUGUUGGAGAAGAUGAAGUGGUUUCCAUCCAGAACUCUGCAGCCAACAGUGACACUCAGGGAGGGACCCCAUCUGGAGAGUGGCUGCGAGCUCAGCCAGGGCUUCAUUAUGGAGUGGAUAAUUCGGAUGGCAUACCAGCAGUGCCAGUUGACCAGUACAGUAUGCUCUACAAAGUGGCUCUUCCAUCUGUUACCUACUCGCCUACCAGUCUUCACCCAGUGUUAAGCCACAUCUCUCCAGCUUACACUGUACACUCUCCUCUCCUGCAGCAUCCAGGCCUUCCCUAUCCUCCUCUCGGUUACGCCCAGAUCCCUCAUUCCUCUCUCCAGUUUGUUAGUUCCCCUUAUGCAGCGGUACCUUACGCUCUACCCCCUGGCUUUGUCCCGGGAUCGUUGAUCUCUCCCUCAGGCACCAUCCCUCAGCCCCAUGCUGUGCCCCACCUUGUUCCUUACCCAUCUGUCAUACAGGAAGGUGUUGUUUCUCCACCUCCCCAGGCCCAGGUAGCUGCUCAUACCUUUGCCAAAGUUGCCGCAUCCAGCGCUGUCCCGCUGAUGCUGCCUUCUGAGCAAGCUGCCCAGCAGCACCUUGGUACUGUCGGAGUCCUGCCCGCAGCAGAGCUCAGCUCUCGAGGAUUGCCAGUCUUCUAUCACCCUCAGGGCGCCAGGGCUGCCGCCGCCUCCAGAGACCCCCACGGUGCCCAGCAGGAGAACGAACCAGAGAUGAAUGGAGGCGAUAAAGAGCAGGGAGCGAGGGAGGUUGUACUCGACUUGGCCUACACUGCCAGAAAUGCAAGUCUGCUGCAGGUAGCGCCUAACGCUGCAGCCCAGGAGUACAGCCAAGACAGAGGCGCGCUGCACCGAAGGCUGGAGGAGAGGAGCUCACCUGGCCAGCGCAGCACUCCAGACAGCGACCUGGAGGUGCAGCAGGUGGUUGGUCGUUUGGCUUCUUCUAGCCACGGUGGAGUGCGGAAAGAAGUCUCCUUUGCUCCCUUGAACCUCUCUCAGGGUGCUCAGAGAGCCAGAGAUGUCCAUGGAGAGAGCACAGGCGUGGUUUCCGGCCGGACUGCGUUCCCGACCCAGACUGUGAGUUACACUGAUCCCAGAGUGACCGGUCUCCAGCAGCAAACAGGACAACCAGGACACGCUGUCAUGCUUGCCAACGGGCAACCAGUUCUUAUUCCCCUGGAGUAUCACCUGCAGCAUCAGUCCCAACCACUGCAGCAACACUACCCAGGACAGGCGAAUGAUGCCUCAGCCAGCCAUGCCUCGACCACCAUGGCCUCUCCUAACCCAAGCUUUAAAGCCUCUGAUUCUUCAGCCAGAGUGUGCCUCGUUGAAAGGGCGGAGCCAGCCACAGCUCAGCAGCAGCUCCCCCAGCAGCCUCCUGUCCAGCCUACAGCAGAUGUGACUCAGGCCGUAGCUUCAAGCCUCGCUCCCGCCUCGGCUCCCUGCAACCCGUCACACUUCAUGAAGGGAGCCAUUAUCCAGCUGGCUACUGGGGAACUGAAGCGUGUCGAAGACCUGCAGACUCAGGACUUUGUGCGGAGCGCCGAGGUGAGUGGGGGUCUUAAGAUUGACUCCAGCAUGGUGGUGGACAUCCGUGCCAGCCAGCAGAGACCGGGUCUGGUGUCACUUCACUUUACUGUGGGAGAGCAGCAGAGUAAAGUGACCAUCGAUGUGCCUCCGGAGCACCCCUUUUUCGUGUUCGGGCAGGGCUGGUCGUCCUGCAGCCCUGAGCGCACAGCCCAGCUCUACGGUUUGGCCUGCCAUCAUCUGCAAGUAGGAGACGUGUGUGUGUCCAUCACCCUACAGCAGCAGCUUCAGCCACAGCAGCAGAAACAGGCGCAGCACCAUCCAUCACAGCAGCAGCAGCAGCAGCAGCAGCAGCAGCAGCAGCAGCAGCAGAAUCUGUCCAGGACUUUGAGCAAAACCACAUCAGGACCUGGUCAUCAGCUCAUGGGGCCUCCUGCCCCUCAGCAGUCACGGCCUCCGUCUCAUUUCAGGCUAGACCGCAUCCACAGAGAAAGACAGAGGGAUGGGGAAAAAGAUGCGCCUGAUAAGGACGAAGCUACGCAUUUCGGGGUUGCUGGGCACUCAGAGUCGCCCAUCAGACCAAGUAGGACCUUAGCAGAGCAUCCGAGGAGCCAGAGCAGUUACCACUUGCACACAGAGGGCUCUGCUUUUGCAGGGGCAGGGAUGGGAGCCAUGCAGGCUGCGCUAGGUGCUUCUCAGAGGCGCUGGUCCUCACCUGGCCUCCAAAGAUACAGUAUGAAGGGAGACGAAGGGCAACGCCCUCAAAUAAGCACCUCCGGCCACAUUAGGCCAUCUUUCAUCCCCCAGGAGGUCAAACUGUCCAUCGAGGGGCGCUCUAAUGCAGGGAAGUAGCAUCACAUUUGGUAGCAUCUAUAGAAUAGACUGCCACGAGUAGGAACGAGUCUGACAAGGAGAGAAAGAGGGAAAAAAAGAGUGCGAAUGUAGCCUCAGAAUGUUUGAGAUUUUGCACACCUAAAAUAUACAAAAAAACAAGAUCUUUGUCUAUCUGGUGAGAAGUUCUGGUUUGGUUCAGUUGUCACUCAGCCAAAGGAUACGAGCCUGUGGUUUCCCAGCCAGCUGAGGUCUGACGGGGACAUUACAAGCUGAGUAGAAAGUAUGUAGCGGAUGAAAUGCCUACCAUAGUCCUUGCACACUGCAUUACUCUUCCUCCCUCGCUCCUCUGUCGCCACUUCCUCAUACCCACACUUGGAGGUUAUUAUCGCAUUCAGAACACCCUUUUGACCAAACCGUCUCUUUGGGAGACCAAGGACUACGAAGAAUGUGUUUGUAGCACAGUGAAGCUACCAACUCUGCAGGUUCUGAUGUAUUUAAAGGAUCACAGCCAGUGAUCUUUAAUCUCCUCCAUUUGUAAGAUCCUGUUUCCUUCAAAAGCAUUUACCCAAAAAAAAGAGAGGAGUUGCUGACAGCAGCAGCUCCUGCAGUGAUGUUGGCACUGUUGACGCUAACUGUCAGUGUAUGUUACAUUAUGCUUCUACGGCAGGAGUCUGAAACCUCUGCUGUCGGCUGAGAUACUCUCUCCCCUCCUUCCUUUUCAGGAAGCCGCUCUGCAAAGAUCCUCUCUCAGGCCAAAUGAUCCACGUCCCACUUGUCUUACAAUCGAAAUAGUGAUAAACCAAUCAGUGUGUAUGUUCAGCAAUCAGUUACCACUCUGAAAAAAAAAAAAAAGAAGUGCUCAUGCCCUCUGGUUUGGGCUCUAACGUGUGAGUGUGUUUGCGUAAAUGCGGUAAAUUGGAAUAAUCCUUUGUUCUCUAUGAUGACUCGAGAUAUCUUGCAUUCCAGUAUCAUCAGUGAGAAUAUCCAUCACUUCGCGUUUAACAUUUCCUUCCUAGAGAAUCACUUCCCAUCCUGAGCUACUCCCUCCCUCCUUCUUGCUAUACCUCAAAGCUUUCCCGACCAGUCUGGUGACUUUAAUGCAAUUUUAGACGGCGUAAUUAAUGGAGGAGGCACUGGCUGGUCAUCACCAAAGCCACCUGUGGGAAUGAGACGUUAUGGUGUCACAUCACCGGCUGCGGGCCACUUAAAACCUCAGAAGAGUGGAAGGGCCUCGUAGUUUGCCUUGUCGAGAGAAACCCCUGCGUGUGAGUGAAUCAGUGACGAGGGGUUCUCUUUUGUCCUAGUUACUCUUUGCUCGGUUCCCAAAUUAAAGCAAUAGUUCUUUUUACAUUACGCAGCUGUACCACUCUCCCCCAGGAGUCUCUCCUCUUGGGCUGUUUUAUAUCUGAGGUGUGAGAUGUGACCCCCGACCUUUAAAGGCAAUGCACUAUUUUGCAUUUUCAGUGAUUCUUCAGUAUUUCUACACAAGCAAUGCAUGACAAAUUUCUCAAGAAAUCAUUGUAGAUGAAACUCUUUGAUUCUCUAUCUCACUGAUGAUAUUUUAUCUUUUACUCAAGUGCAUCUCCAAGAAAGGCUUGACUCUAAUUAAGUUCUGUUUUGUCUAACGUACACAGUCCUUCGCUUUUGUACUAGGUUAUACUUUAUCCAGUGGAUCUUAUGAUUGUCUCGUGUUGCACAUGGAAAAUGUCACUCAUUGAUUUCACACUGACCUUGUUAAUAGGAAUCACAGUACAGUAGAUGUUUUUUUUGUAAUGAAGGGAAUAUGUUGAAGUAUUGUUGUUGGUGUUUUUGUGGCGAGAGAGAGAAAAACAACUGACUUGCAUUUUUAACUCUGUUUACAAAUUAGCCAAGAUGAAUGCUGCAGUUUCCUCCUUCUGACAGAUUUUUAUCUUUUGUCACUGAAAAAAAAAAAAAAUCCUAAAGGAUGAAGUUGAAAUUAAGUGCAAUUAGACCACAUGUCAAAUCAUUCAGAGGUUUAUAAUCAGACGGCAUUCCUCAAGCAGACAUUCCCAUGAAGAUGUGUAAAUCACACACUUUCUUUUUUUGUCUGUCGCAGAGCUUUGGACUUACCUCUCGCAAAACAUUUAAUCACUUUUGAAUAUUUCAUGCAUUACCCUAUAUCUCCAGUCAUUGGAUCAGUUUGUUACAUGGUUGUCAAUUUUCUGUCGGACUCGUGUGUUGGUGCAGUCCAUUAGUCCCUCUUCAACUCUCCUCACUCUCGUAACCUCUCAGGGGUCACUGAGAAUACAGUGAGGGAAACACAGCGACCUGAGCUGAGGAGACUCUCAUCUUCUGUUAUUGUCAUUACAAGAGUUUUAAAGGACAGGUUCACAUUUUUCCAAGUCUGUCUUAAAGACCCCCUCCAGUGAAAAUCUUAAAGCUUUAAUGUUGUUAACAUGUUCAUAUUGUGUUUUUUAUAUGCUGAAAGCCACACCAUGAGUGACAUUAGUCCGUCAACACCUCGGCUGAGCAUUUUGGCCUUGAAACUGCAGUAUAGUCAUUACAGUCGCGUAAACACAGAUUCAGACUUCCAGGGUUUGAACCAAUCCCGUCAACUUGUGGGGUAUCAGAGGGAGAAGCCAGGUGUAGCUAAAAAUCAGUAUUUUGCCACUCAAGUUUCACUUAAACUUGUCAAAGCUGGGAUACAAGGUUUAUUUAACAUUAGCAACACAUUAUUUGCCAUUUGAUCAUGCAGUCGAGCUGAAGGCUCAUGCUAUCUACUACUGUUGCCAGGCAGAGGUCUGAGUAUAUUAUGUACAGAGUCAGUGUUGAGCAGGUACGCUCGAGCUGCAGGCAGUUGGCUGAGGGGCGGACUAAUGUGCAUGUUCAUAGCUCCGCACGCACUAAAUGAGGCAAAGGUGUAGAGUAUCUGAGCUAUUUUAAGCCAUUAAGGUGUGACAUAUAUAAUUUUGUUGAACAGAGAUGAGAGUUUAAUGCUCAGGGAGAAACUUUAAAACAAUUUUCCCAUGCCCGUAAAGGUUUAUUGGUCUCAGUA